AAAAGCGACUGGCUUUGGGGCAGCCAGAGCAUUAGACAAGUGUCAGGCGGCGCGUGCGCAUCGGCAACGUUCAACAAGUAGUCCAAGAAGCCACAUCCAGUUAAAUCCACACCCAGGCGGCCACCACAUGAAGUGCUUUAUCGUAUUUGUUGCAGCGACGCUGCUGGCGAGCGUGCAGGCGCAGAGCGAGACGCUGGCACAGGAUCAGCAGCAACAGGAGCAGGAGCAGGUGGCGGCAUCGCCAGCGGCGGAUCAGGUGAGCGCCGCCAGCAGCUAUGCACCGCUGCAGGAGAAGAAGCAGGAGAAGCGCUAUGUUGGUGGAUAUGGUGGUUAUGGUGGUUAUGCUGGCUAUGGCACUAAUGCCGGCUAUGGUGGUGGUUACGGCAACUAUGGAGCAUAUGGCUCCACGCUGGGUGCCGGCUACGGCAGCGGCGUGGACAGCUACUACAGUCCAUACGGCGCACGCGGUUUCGGCGGCUUAGAUGGCGCUGCCGGCUAUGGUGGCUACGGGUCCGCAUUGGGCGGCUAUGGCUCCACACUGGGCAACUAUGGCUCCUCACUGGGCGGCUACGGCUCCACACUGGGCAACUAUGGCUCCACGUUGGGCGGCUACGGCUCAUCAUUGGGCGGCUACGGCUCAUCAUUGGGCAGCGGUGGCUACUAUGGCGCCGGUUACAAUUCGAAUCCUUAUGCGCUGUCCUAUUACAAUUCCCGCCUGGGCGCUGGCGCCGGCGUCGGCGUCGGCACUGGCUACCCGUAUUACAAUACACGAUUCGGUGCCGGCGGCUAUCCCUCCAGCUAUUACAGCAGCAACUAUGGCAACAGCGUUGUGGGCGGCGGUCUGGGGGCGUUGGGCGGCGUGCCGCCCAUUGGCGCCGGCGCCGCUGGCUACAAUUAUGGUGCCGGCAUCUCGGGCACGGUCUACUAGGAUACGGCGCAUAGCAUGGAACACAUUUAAGCUUAGUGCAAUUUAUUUUUUUUUCUCUCCCAUUCUAUCAUAUACGUAUACAUAUAAAUAUUUUUUUUCUAACUUAAUAUUUUAAAUAUGUUAAACAAAAUAAGCAAACCAGAAAUAUGUA
This is a messenger RNA of Drosophila montana, 1079 nucleotides long. RefSeq lists its product as uncharacterized. The record is from RefSeq and is a predicted model, not a curated record. NCBI's taxonomy places the organism in Eukaryota, Metazoa, Arthropoda, Insecta, Diptera, Drosophilidae. Bases 128 to 928 code for a protein of 266 amino acids. The transcript has 3 exons.